AUGGAUGUUCAGAUUGACGUGGAUAGACCUGAAUUGCUCGAAGUUGUCGUGGACCCCAUGACGGACGGUAUAGCCGCACCGAUUCAACUGGCCCUGACUAUAAAUUUAUCCGGUGUACAGAAAGCUGAUACAGUCCGAGAUCGAACAGCGCACAAAAUGAAUACUAUAACUGCAACAGAAUCAUGUAAAUCAAUCUGGAUUUUGCUCAAACCAAAAUCAAAAGCUAAACGCUUUUUCUUAGAACAGGUAGCACCUUUAUGGCGUUCUCGUGGUGUUCUGCAGCAGAUCGAAGACGUUCCGCCACCCCAAAUGAGGCGCGCAUCUCUUAUCGCCACUCUCCUCGCACAUGAUGGUGUCAGUGGUCUGCCAGACUCAAGGAAUUCUUCCACUGACGCAACAGGUUAUCCCAUUCAGUUUUCCAUUAGUCAACUCAUGACUCAACAAGUGUCAAAUGACGUUUGGCUUCAAAUUCACCGGGCGGAUAUGCAGCAUAUUGAGGCCAGUUGUUGCUUGAAUACGACCAAUCUGGGUGUGAACUCCAUAGCGGAAUAUGCUAUUCACUGUGGUCUGACCUGUCCUAGCCACGAAGGCUGGCGCUCUAUUGACAAUGCCACUUGGAUUGAUCUAUUGAAAAAUGCUUUUGAACAGAAGGAUGUCGACUAUGCGGACCAAAAUGCUUGGGUACGGGGUUUGCAGGACAGUGGUGGGAUUGACACUCUGUACAGUGCUAUUCCAGACGAAAGCACUGUAGUGCACUCCGAGUGUUUGACGUCAAGGGAACCUUUUGUGAUCACAGUGAUUUGCGGUACUGUUGGCAGUCGCAAGGUGAGUUAA
Molecule: messenger RNA, 834 nt
Organism: Echinostoma caproni
Lineage: Eukaryota; Metazoa; Platyhelminthes; Trematoda; Plagiorchiida; Echinostomatidae
Source: the annotation of a GenBank genome assembly